UUCAUGGUUGCCAAGGUUCCGCAGCAGAUUGCUCUGUUUGAAUUAGGGUAGGAAUCAUGAAAGCAGCUGGAGCAGAGACUGUAAGGACUUCAAUAAAGCCUAGGAUUUCACGACUGCCUGCUAAUGUACAGUGACUACAUGGAUGAGGAAGCUCAGAAAUGUUUUGGAAAGUCUUAUCCACACUGUCACAGUUUCAAGGUGUAUGUGGCUUGUCAGUCAAUGCUUAUUGUGCUUGUGGGAGCUGUGCCUGAAUAUCAUAUAGACCAAGAAGGAAUUCCAGCAAACAGAGCUGAGCUUUCCAAGCAUAUUCAUUUCGUGGACAACUUCACCUCUAUAGUAACUGAGUGGUACCUAAUUGAACAAGAAGCCUAUAAAGUAAGCCUUGCUUCAUCCCUAUUUUUUGCUGGAUUGCUUAUUGGAAAUGUCACGUUUGGCCCUUUGUCAGACAAGCUGGGCAGGAAACCAGUAUAUAUCUCAGGUCUAUUUUUGGAUGUCAUUUUUGGGUAUGUCACAGCAUUAGCCCCAAGUUACGACAUAUUUGCAGUUUCACGUUUUUUUGUUGGAAUUGUGAAUGGUGGAAUGGCUCUCGUGUCUUUUGUCCUAACACAAGAAUAUGUAGGAAAAUCAUUUUGGUCAUUUACAGGUUCAUUAACUAAUUUGACAUUUGCAGUUGGCAUUACUGUUUAUGCUUUGCUGGGUUACUGUGUAAGAGAAUGGCGCUACCUUACCCUGGUAUCGAAUACCCCAGGGGUCAUCUUCCUUCUUCUUUCUUUUAUGCUCCCAGAAUCACCACGAUGGUUGUAUUCCCAAGGGAAAAUGGAAGAAGCUGAAGAUGUUUUGCAAUAUAUUGCCUUUGGUAAUGGAAAAGAGAGACUAAAUCUAAAAUUAAAACCAAAUGCAGGAACUUUGGGAAAGGAUGUAUCAGCACCUGGUAUCCUUAACUUAGUAAAACACCCCAUCCUUCGGUGGCGAACUGUCAUACUGAUGUACAUCUGGUAUGUCUGCAGCUUUGUGUACUAUGGACUAACUUUAAAUGCUGGUGAAUUAAGAGGAAAUCUGUAUUUAAAUGUGGCUCUUUCUGGUCUUGUGGAAGUUCCAGCAUUUCCUCUCUGCAUGUUUUUUAUUGAGAAAUCCUGGUCUGGAAGACGUAAAACUAUGACACGUUUUCUGAUAUUUGCAGGAUUUGCCUGUGUAUUAACCAUGUUUGUACCAACAAAUGCAGGUCUGCUCUUCAGUCCUACUUUGUUAGCUUUGUGUGGAAAAAUGAUGGUCAGUGCUGCUUUCAACAUCUUGUAUAUUUAUACAUCUGAACUGUACCCGACAGUACUGAGAAAUGCUGGCUUGGGUGUCUGUUCCAUGUCUUGCAGAUUUGGAGGCAUUUUGGCUCCAUUUGUGCCAUCUAUGAAAUCUCUUAGUCAUUCUGUACCGUUUGUGGUGUUUGGAAUCACUGGACUGUCAGCGGGAUUCCUGACUCUCCUUCUGCCAGAAACACUGAAUAAGCCAAUUGCUGAAAGCAUUGAAGAACUCCAGAGCCCCAAAUACCAAGUGCUUAAAAGUAAAGAGGCAGUGUUAGAAGAAAACACUUAAGUUUCAGAAGGCUUGUCUGUGAUGGAAAAUGCAGCUUCCAUUGACAAGAUUCUCGCUCUAUGUAUCUGACAGGAAAUGUUGGAGCACUCGUGCCAUAAUGCUGUUUGUAGCAUGUUAAACAGUUUUAUGUGGAGGCAAAUUGAGAAGAUGGAAGAAGUUGAUCAAAGGUUGUGAGAAAAGAUGACAAAUUGGUGCAUUAAUGACUUGGCAGACUGGAGAUGUUUGGACUUCUUUACUGCUCCUUAAAAUGAAGUAUUAAUUUAUUUUACAAAAUGCAAUUGCUUGCUUCAGAUGAAGCUAUAAUGUUGUCAUUGAAGUUAUGUGCAUAAUUUAAAAUUUAGAUGGCCUUAUAUAUGCAGGCAAGCUGUAAUCGUGAAAAGUAACAGCAUCCUGUAUAUACUAAUUUUCUCUACAGAUUUUUUUUUCCUCUAAAUUACAGUAUACCUCACAACUUGAAGAGACCAAAGAUUUCUAUAGGUUAUUUGCCUUAAUGUAGCUAGCAUAAGAAACCUGAAUAGAAGGAGAUCUGAAAGGGGAGUAUAAACAGAUUUUAUUGUGGGAGUAUAUAAUUUUUUUAUACAGUUGUACAUGAAAAGAUAUAUAAAGUUAAAAAUAAUACUAUAUUGGAAAAAUUAUGUCAGGCCUUUAAGAGGACGCUUAAAGGAGAGAAUGAGUAACUUUCUAGGCAAAGGUUAUGUAAUUCGAGUUGUAAAUGUGGAACUAGAAAUUACUGAAUAGGUCAUGUAUUGUAUAAUAUAUAUAAUAAUAUGUAAUCCAAUACGUUUACAUAUGAGUUGGAAAUUGUUCCUGCAAGAGGGGAGGGAGUGUUUGGUUAACAGUUAAUACAUAUAUGUUGAAAUAGAUGCAUCACAUUAUAAUUUCCUGACAGCCAACACAGUUUUGUUAUUAAAAAAGAAAAUUAUGUAACAUGGGUACUAUGAGUGCUGCUUUUUCCAGGACGUUUACCCAGACUUUUUUGAAGACCACUUGUAUUACUUUGAUUUUGGCUCCCUAUCUAAUGUUUCUGAUAGGAAAAGGUCAAUUAAAGUCCUCUGUAUUUCGAGGAAGUUCCAUAGUCAUAUAAUAGUUCUGCAAAUGAACAUGCACCCAUGCAAGUGUAUGUGGACUUAUGCAUACAUGUAUGCACAAAUAAGCAGGUUGCUCUACCGAGAUGUCUCAAAGAAAUCUGUGCUGUGUCUGUGUGUGCUGUACAAAUGGCCUGAUAGAUCCCCAAGAGGUGAAAAUCAAUUGGCAAUCAGAACAACAUUUAGAUAAUCCUGAUGUACAGGAGGAUUGCAUGUACAUUUAUUUAACCUUUGGGGCUGAAGCUUGAUGGCAAACAACUUACAGAAUAUGCUGCAAACCCUUAUCUUCUGCUCAUUUAUUUAUUCAUCAUUUUUGUAAUUUUUCACUUUCAUGAGGAUUAGAAUUAAAUCUGUGAAUUUCCUUUUUCUGAA
Melopsittacus undulatus (budgerigar) is the source of this 3044-nucleotide messenger RNA. RefSeq names its product solute carrier family 22 member 15-like. The coding region runs from base 124 to 1587 and encodes 487 amino acids. Gene Ontology annotation, cellular component: membrane. NCBI's taxonomy places the organism in Eukaryota, Metazoa, Chordata, Aves, Psittaciformes, Psittaculidae. Gene Ontology annotation, molecular function: transmembrane transporter activity. Gene Ontology annotation, biological process: transmembrane transport. The transcript is spliced from 12 exons. The record is from RefSeq and is a predicted model, not a curated record.